Messenger RNA from Trichoderma citrinoviride, 1827 nucleotides. Its product is annotated as vacuolar ATP synthase catalytic subunit A (V-ATPase 67 kDa subunit). Lineage: Eukaryota; Fungi; Ascomycota; Sordariomycetes; Hypocreales; Hypocreaceae. Gene Ontology annotation, cellular component: fungal-type vacuole membrane; proton-transporting V-type ATPase, V1 domain. The transcript is spliced from 6 exons. Gene Ontology annotation, molecular function: proton-transporting ATPase activity, rotational mechanism; ATP binding; ATP hydrolysis activity. The record is from RefSeq and is a predicted model, not a curated record. Gene Ontology annotation, biological process: ATP metabolic process; proton transmembrane transport. The coding region runs from base 1 to 1827 and encodes 608 amino acids.
AUGGCGUCACAGAAGACGACACAGUCAGAUGGCGAUGCCAUUCACUAUGGCAAGAUCUACUCCAUCUCAGGUCCCGUCAUUGUCGCCGAGGACAUGAUUGGUGUUGCCAUGUACGAGCUGGUCAAAGUUGGUCACGACAACCUCGUCGGUGAGGUUAUUCGAAUCAAUGGCGACCAAGCAACCAUUCAGGUCUACGAGGAAACCGCCGGUGUCAAGGUCGGCGAUCCUGUUGCGCGGACGGGCAAGCCCUUGUCCGUCGAGCUGGGCCCCGGUCUGCUCAACAGCAUCUACGACGGUAUCCAGCGACCACUAGAAAGCAUCUCCAAGAUGGCAAAGUCCAUCUAUAUCCCUCGCGGUGUCGCCGUCCCGGCCCUCGACCGAGAAAAGAAGUGGGAGUUCACCCCUCAGCUCAAGGUUGGCGACCACAUCUCCGGCGGCGAUGUCUGGGGACAUGUGUUUGAGAACUCUUUCUUGUCGGUCCACAAGAUCUUGUUCUCUCCCCGAGCUCGAGGUGUCAUCACCAGGAUUGCCCCCAAGGGCGAGUACACUGUGGUCGAAAAGAUUCUCGAGGUUGAGUUUGACGGCAAGAAGACGGAGUACCCCAUGAUGCAGAGCUGGCCCGUCCGAGUUCCCCGUCCCACCUCCGAGCGUUUGACCGCCGACCAGCCCUUUGUUGUCGGCCAGCGAGUUCUGGAUGCUCUCUUCCCCAGUGUCCAGGGUGGUACCGUUGCCAUCCCCGGUGCUUUCGGCUGCGGCAAGACUGUCAUCAGUCAGUCCGUGUCCAAGUUCUCCAACAGCGACAUCAUCGUCUACGUUGGCUGCGGCGAGCGCGGUAACGAAAUGGCCGAAGUCUUGAAGGACUUCCCCGAGCUCACCAUUGACGUCGACGGCCGCAAGGAACCCAUCAUGAAGCGAACCUGCCUCAUCGCCAACACCUCCAACAUGCCCGUCGCUGCUCGUGAGGCCUCCAUCUACACGGGCAUUACGGUGGCCGAAUACUUCCGCGACCAGGGUCUCAAUGUCGCCAUGAUGGCUGAUUCAUCCUCUCGAUGGGCCGAGGCCCUGCGUGAAAUCUCUGGUCGUCUGGGAGAAAUGCCUGCUGAUCAGGGUUUCCCCGCCUACCUGGGUGCCAAGCUCGCUUCCUUCUACGAGCGAGCCGGCCGAGCCCAGACUCUGGGAUCGCCCGAGCGAAGCGGCAGUGUCAGCAUCGUCGGUGCCGUCAGCCCUCCCGGUGGUGACUUUUCCGACCCUGUCACCACCUCCACCCUCAACAUUGUCCAGGUCUUCUGGGGUCUGGACAAGAAGCUCGCUCAGCGAAAGCACUUCCCUUCAAUCAACACUAGCGUCUCGUACAGCAAGUACAACAAUGCCCUCGACAAGUGGUACGAGCAGAACAACCCCGAUUUCCCCAGGCUACGCGAGCGCAUCAAGCAGUUGAUUUCCGACUCGGAGGAGCUGGACCAGGUCGUGCAGCUCGUCGGCAAGAGCGCCCUGUCGGACAACGACAAGAUCACGCUCGAUAUUGCCGCCCUCGUCAAGGAAGAUUUCCUGCAGCAGAACGGUUACUCCGACUACGACCAGUUCUGCCCCCUCUGGAAGACGGAGUGGAUGAUGAAGCUCAUGAUUGGCUUCUACGACGAGGCGCAGAAGGCCAUUGCUCAGGGCCAGAGCUGGGCAAAGGUCCGCGAGUCAACAAGCGACCUGCAGACCAAGUUGCGUCAGCUGAAGUUUGAGGUGCCCACCGAUGGCGAGGACGUGAUUGUCAAGAAGUACGAGGCUAUUCAACAUGAGAUGCUGGACAAGUUUGCAUCAGUCGCAGACGAGUAA